AUGGCGGCUGUAGCUCCUCCCGCCAUGCAGCCUUGUCAGACCUGUACCACCACCCAGAACAGGACAUAUACCUGUAUCCAGUGCAACAAUCUUGCCUUUUGCGAUACUUGCUGGCCAAAAUGGGUUCUCCAUGUGCCAGGAUCGGUGGGCUGGAAUGGCAAGCCGCACGAAAAGGCUGAUCCGUUCGUGCUGCAUCGUAUGCGAGAGAUUCUAGAUCCCUCUCGCACAGAAACCCAGCACGAGGCCGAACUUCGUGAAGAUGAGGACACGUCUUGGUUCGGCUUCGGUCGAGAUCCCACGGGCCAGCCCAUUUUCCAUGACUAUGGGAGGUUUGGGGCCAUCAUGGCAGACUCGGCCAGCGAGGAUAUCCCCGAGCGCCAUCCUCAACUCGCUUCAUUUAUCGGUGAAACAGGAGCGGGUAAGAGUACGGUGAUCAAACUUUUGAUAGAUCGUCAAGACAUGACGACCAUGGAGAGAUCCAGAUUUUAUUCUCCAGUGACUUCGUCAACACAUGAUCACAUUCCAACAACUGGAGAUGUGCAUUUGUACGCAGACCCGGCGACCAUCCACACCAGUCAGCCACUGCUUCUCUGCGACUGCGAGGGCCUUAAUGGUGGAGAGAUGCUGCCCAAGCAGUUGAAGCACCGCGCAGAAGACCUUGCCAGUGGCUACAAGACGAGCCAAUCUCGGCGGAUCAACUGGGCAAAGACGCCAAACACCAAAAAGAGAGAAUUUGCUGUCGCGCAGCUCUAUCCGCGCAUUCUGUACACCUUCUCUGAUGUCGUGGUCUUCGUGCUCAGGAGUCCUCGCUCAUUUGAGUCGACAGUACUACCAAAGCUGUUGAAAUGGGGCGCUGCAUCGAUUGACAAGUCACUCAACCAACCCGUGCUUCCACACGCGGUGAUUGUGCUCAACGCCACCGAGCCAGGUAUCGACGAGAAGGAGUGGGAUCCAACUGUGGCCACCCAGAUGCUCAUGAACGACAUUGCUGGGGCAGUCACGCGCGAGCCGAUUGUGCAGGACUAUGCUAUGCAGUGGCGUAAGCGAGGCAAAGUCGUGACCAGCACCAAGGAACUGCUAGAGUGCUACUAUGCCUCCGUCACUGUCAUCAGAAUUCCUUACAAGGGCCAGUACAUGCUGAUGAACGAGCAGGCGGGCAAGCUGGCAGAGGUCAUCCAAGAUCGGGCUCAGCUAUCUCACCUGCGCAAGAGGCGAGUGCGCAUGCUGGCAACGCCCGAGAAGCUCCAAUUCUACCUCCAUGCAGCCUUUGACCACUUCACCAACGACCUCGACACGCCCUUUGACUUUAUCAAGGAGACUCUCCGCCACAGUCCCGUGGCAAGGAACUUUGAGGGCAACAUCCUGAAUUUGGCCCUCGCCAUUCGCGACCGGACGAGCAACGGCAAGAUCAAGAACAAUGCAAAGCAGAUCUUCCGGGCCAUGGUGCCCAUUAUCGCAUCCUGCGUCAUGUUUGACACCGUCCGGCAAAACAUGCUGGGUACUGCCUCGCGCAUGCUAGAUGACAGAUAUGCGCAGCCAUGCACCGCGGCUCUGGAGACAUUUGUCGACAUGCAUUGGCCGUGUACCUAUACAAACCCAAACUACCCCGGUGAAAUGGGACGCUGCUGCAAUGUACGGUCAGGUCACAACCCAAAGGGUCACCAAAACCUUCAGGGCAAGAUCAUCGGCAACGGUGACUACCAGUCUGAUAUUGAUCCCGCCGAGUUCGCACCAUCUUGGAAUCAUGCCAUCCGGCAGAGUCUUAUUCAGCUGCAGUCGUCCGCCUUUAGGCUGAGCCAAGAGUUUCCCGACAUGCCUGAACUACAAGUUGCUGCCCUCCUCCACCGCGAACGGCUCAACGAGCAAUACUCUAACAUACUCGGAGCUGCUACAGAUUUUAUCAGCUAUUCGGCAUGUCUUUGCUGUCUUCGAGAGCUUCCCGAGUGCGCAUUACCCUGUGGCCACGUGCUGUGUUUGCCAUGUGUCCAGAUUUAUGGUACCAAGACAUCCAGGACUACGAUUGAGAUCAGUCGGUGCCCGCUACACGUCAAGGAUGUCCUUUGCAGCCCGCCCUGGGUGAUCAACACCAAGCCUGCUCAUGCUGGCACCCGUACGCUGGUUCUCGAUGGUGGCGGUAUCCGGGGCAUCGUACAAUUGACCGUGCUCCGCGAGAUGGAAAGAAUACUUGGCCCCGAUCUGCCCCUCCAGCUCUUCUUUGACCUUAUUGUUGGUUCCAACACGGGCGGCAUCAUAGCCAUUGGUCUAGGUGUCAAGAAGUGGACGGUACAAGCUACCAUGGAUAAGUUCAAGGACAUGUGCCUCGAGGCUUUCACACCCAGAGAAAUGCAAAGCGUCCCAAUUGUUGGCCUAAUUUCAAACUUGUACCACGGCAGUCUUUACAAGACACAGCCAUUGGCCAAGACUCUCAAGAGAUAUCUCUCUGAUCAGCCCUUCUUUGGUGUCAGUACAAGGUCCCGCCAAAAUGUAUCCCUGAAGGUGGCAGUGACAGCUACCACGUCCAUGGAGCACCAGCCUAUAAUUUUCGCCAACUACAACCGCGCAGAUCCAAGCAAUAGGAAGCUUCCAUAUGAGUUUGCCCGCGCAGAUAUGCCAACCAAAGAGAUCAAGAUCUGGGAAGCUGCAAGGGCGACGACGUCGGUUCAACCGUAUUUCAAGGCAUUCCACAAGGACGAGACAAACACCGAAUACAUCGACGGCGGUCCUCGCCAUGCGUGUCCCGUUUGGAUCAGUCACCAUGAGAGCAAGGCAAUCUGGGAAAGCGAAGCAAAGCCAGACCUGGUCCUCUCAAUAGGAACCGGCCGAAACGUUGGUGACAACCGGUCCGCUUCCAGCAUAGGCCGCUCAUCCCAGUCCGUCACGGCUACCUCGACCUCCAUGAUGCCGGGCGGUAACGCAGUACUGAGACAGGGACGGGGCGGAGCUGGUAACUACAAGGUUCGUGGUGCUGCCAGCAACUCGGCAAUGAAUGCGGCGAAGAAUGGCAAUGCUGGCUACUUUCACCGCGAUCCGAGAACACCCAUGCUUAUUUCUCUCAACAACCCAAGCGCCGGUGCAGAGAAAUCCAACGAUCACAAGCAGGGAGAUACGAUAUGGAACAAGUAUAUUUCUCUUCACGUGGUGAAUGAAGAGGACCGCUCACGAUAUAUGCGUCUCAACCCCGAGUUAUUUGCCGAGAUGCCCAAAUUCGCCGACGUAUCAAAGAUUGAAGACCUUGAGCGACAAACAGAGGAGGCCAUCCGAAGGAAUCCCGCUGUCGUUAUGGAGGCUGUCCAUAGAUUAAUAGCCAGCACGUUCUUUUUCGAGAGAGACGCCGGCUCGGCCAAGCAGACCAAGGAGGGCUACACUUGCACCGGGUCCAUUUACUGCAGAUUCCGUCAGGCCUCCCCUGAGCUCAAGGCUCUCGGCUGGCUGCUCGUAUCGGCGUCAUGCCUUGAGGGUGAUUUCGAGCCAUACUUUUUGCUAGAGGAGGACAAAACGAGGCUGCCGGUGCGGCAAAUCGUGCUGACACAGACAGCUCUUCAGGAUAUGCACUUUCACGGAGUUUUUGAACUCGAGCCAAUCACCAUCAAUGUCCUGGAUGAGACGUCCGAGAUUUCUCUGUCUCUCGCAAUGCACACGUCACCCUACCCAUCUGGCAGCACUCUGCUGCCCAUCAGCGGCUUCCCGCGGCGUAUCAUGGCCGACGCGGCUGGCGAUGUGGCCACGCCAAUGGUGCCUGGAAGAAACGCUCUAGCUCCCAUCACGCCCACGUCGCCGCCACCUCCAUAUCUCCAGGAGCAUGCAGCGUCGAGGACAGGGCAUCAUAACCCCAAACAUUCCCCUAUUGCAACCCAACACGAGGAAGAAGAAGAGCACGUCGUCGAAGGGGCGGAGAGGAAGGGUAUCCCACCCGCGGCGAGCGUUAUUGAAAGACAGUACACUGGCAGCUCUUCAUACUCGGCACAACCUACAGUUUCUUCGCCGCAGUCGAUGGCAGCCAGUCUGGUCAGCUCGACGACCAGCCUGGAUGUGCCGCCGCUCAGCCACAUGAGCCUGAGGGAGUUUAUUGAAGAGGAGCGGGCCGAGCUGGAGGGGUCGUCACCGCCGGCCGAGCUCGAGGGCCCCCAGGUCGAUUCAUUCACGACUCGAAAAGUAAUCAGCAUGAGGAUGUAG
Pestalotiopsis fici W106-1 is the source of this 4173-nucleotide messenger RNA. RefSeq lists its product as uncharacterized. The transcript has 7 exons. Gene Ontology annotation, biological process: arachidonate metabolic process. The record is from RefSeq and is a predicted model, not a curated record. Gene Ontology annotation, cellular component: membrane. Lineage: Eukaryota; Fungi; Ascomycota; Sordariomycetes; Amphisphaeriales; Sporocadaceae. The coding region runs from base 1 to 4173 and encodes 1390 amino acids.